This is a messenger RNA of Coniosporium apollinis CBS 100218, 768 nucleotides long. RefSeq lists its product as uncharacterized. The record is from RefSeq and is a predicted model, not a curated record. The transcript has a single exon. NCBI's taxonomy places the organism in Eukaryota, Fungi, Ascomycota, Dothideomycetes. Bases 1 to 768 code for a protein of 255 amino acids.
AUGCUCUCUUUCUUCCCCUUGUUUUUCUCGUUCAUAUUCGGCCGUCAGCAGCUUCAAAUACAACCAGAUGUGUCAUCGGGAGUGAACCAGGCCAUGUAUCGCGAACCCUACUUUUCCCACGACCCCAACACUCGCAGGGAACUCCAGUCAGGUGAAGUAACCGCUUACCCCUCAUCCGGCGGCAUCGUCCUCGGCCACUUCUCCGCUGUUGAGCUCGCCCACCUUAACCUCUCCCGCACCAAACCCGCCAACCGCUCUUCAGACCCAGCCGAAGAAGACGAUCUCGCGCUCCGCAUGCUGCGUCUCGGCGCGCACUGGUGGCCUAGUUGGGGCCUCUACGCCCGCCACAAAAAACGCAUCAUCGACGGCAUUCCGUACGAUUUCCAUUUCCCGCCUGUUGUGAAUGUUGGGUAUCCCUCGUCGGGGAAGGGGGUGUGGGUGUUCAAGUUCUCUGCUGACAAGCGGACCUGGGACGAGGAAGAUGAACGAAAGCCGUAUCUGGAGAGAGAGCCGGACGAUUGGGCAGGGAGAAUCAGGAUGGUCUUAACGAUGGAUGAACGGUGCGAGGUUUUGAAGGAUUUUGGCGCGACGUUCUAUGAGAAGGUGGAGGACUGCGUGGAUAUUGCAAAGACGCUUCAAGAAGGUGUUGACAAGGGUAAACGGUACGAAGAACUGCUGAAGAGGAUGGAAGACUUGAAGUAUGUGGACAGGUGGCUUUCCGGUCUAGAGAAAGGAAAUGAUGCGAGCAUGAAAGAGGAAGAUUGGUGA